This is a messenger RNA of Myotis davidii, 2060 nucleotides long. It is a transcript of the gene CNGB3, whose product is annotated as cyclic nucleotide gated channel beta 3. Gene Ontology annotation, cellular component: photoreceptor outer segment; plasma membrane; intracellular cyclic nucleotide activated cation channel complex. The transcript has 17 exons. The record is from RefSeq and is a predicted model, not a curated record. NCBI's taxonomy places the organism in Eukaryota, Metazoa, Chordata, Mammalia, Chiroptera, Vespertilionidae. Bases 41 to 1990 code for a protein of 649 amino acids. Gene Ontology annotation, molecular function: protein-containing complex binding; cGMP binding; intracellularly cAMP-activated cation channel activity. Gene Ontology annotation, biological process: monoatomic cation transmembrane transport.
CAGGCUCAGAAAAAUAGCAAUUUCCUGAACCACGUCUCCAAUGUCCAAGUUGCUGACAAUGAAAUUCAACAAGGUGCAGCCGAGAGGAGGGGACGAUGAAAAUAAACAAGUCCCCAGUCCCCGCAGCUCGCCUCUGCGGCCCAGGACUCAGGGAGAAAGCAAAAGUGAAAGGACGUCUCUCAAAGCCACGCUGACUUCCAUCCCAUCUGAAGAGGCCCAUCUCAGAGCCCCAGAUAACACCUCCAGGGAGAACUUGCUCAGGGAUCAGACCCCGAACCCUCGAUCACCACACGCAGCAGAAUCGCCCCGAAGCAUGGCAGAGCAGAAGGGCACGGGGGCUGAGCAGGGAGGCCUGGUCAGUCCAAAAAGCAAACCACCUGGAGCCCCUCCUGUAAGUGAGUGUGCGACAGCCCAGCUGCGAGGCCUGGUGAGAAGGCUGUGGCCCAGGACCACCCUCUGCGGGAGGCGGCUGGCAGAGGGAGGCCUGUCCUCUGAGGCCAGCCCCCUAGCCGCCCAGCCCACAGCGGUGCGGUGCGCGCAGGGCCAUCGCGGCCCCACGCCGCAGGAGCGAGUCCGGCUCCCCAGCAGCAUCGGCUCCUGCACAGGUGCCUCCUCCCGGGGCCCGCCCCAGCAGGAGCCCCGGGCCGGCCAGAUGGAUCCCCAUGAGCUAGCCAGGCACUACAGGAGCUCUACAAAAUUUCAGCUGGACGUGGCAUCAGUGAUCCCAUUGGAUGUGCUCGGCCUCUUCUUUGGCUUUAAUCCAAUAUUCAGGAUAAACAGGAUAUUGAAGUACAGGUCAUUCUUUGAGUUUAAUCAUCACCUGGAAUCAAUUAUGAACAGAGCUUAUAUCUACAGGGUCGCUCGGACGGCGGGCUGCUUGCUGUUUGCUCUGCACGUGAAUGCCUGCAUCUACUACUGGGCUUCUGACCACCAAGGCUUCGGAUCCACCAGAUGGGUGUACAAUGGUGAAGGAAACAUGUAUCUGAGAUGUUAUUACUGGGCAGUCCGAAGUUUGAUUACCAUUGGGGGUCUUCCAGAACCACAAACUUUAUUCGAAAUUGUGUUUCAGCUGCUGAACUUUUUCCUGGGAGUUUUCGUGGUCUCCAGCUUGAUUGGUCAGAUGCGCGAUGUCAUCGGAGCCGCCACGGCCGCGCAGAACAACUUCCGGGCCAGCCUGGAUCGCACUGUCACCUACAUGCACUCCUACGCCAUCCCCAGGCGAGUGCAGGCCCGCGUCCGGGCCUGGUAUGAGUACACGUGGGACGCGCAGAGGAUGCUGGACGAGUCAGACCUGCUCGAGGCCCUGCCCGCCGCCAUGCAGUCAGCCCUCACCAUGGACAUGAACUUCAGCGUCCUCAGCAACAUCGACCUGUUCAAGGGCUGUGACACCCAGAUGCUUCAUGACCUGCUGCUCAGGUUGAGGUCCACCGUCUGCUUACCUGGGGACUUUGUCUGCAGAAAGGGAGAAAUCGGCAAGGAAAUGUACAUCGUGAAGCAGGGGGAAGUCCGGGUUCUUGGAGGCGCCCAUGAAGCUCAAGUUCUGGUCACUCUGAAAGCUGGGACAGUGUUCGGAGAAAUCAGCCUCCUGGCAGCGACAGGAAGCCGCCGGACCGCCAGCGUGGUAGCCCACGGCUUCGUGCACCUUCUCACCCUGGACAGGAAGGCCCUUCAGGAAACCCUGGUGCAUUACCCGGACUCAGAAAAACUCCUCGUGGAGAAAGCCAGGUGGAGCUGCUCGGCCGCGACCUCUCCCACGCAAGGACUUGCCUUCCUCUUCCCACCGAGACCAGAGACACCCAAGCCCUGUGGACUCUCGGAGAGCGAACCACGCAGGAAAACAGCAAGUCCUCCGCAGGAGGAGAGGGCAGAGGACGAGGGUGUGAAGAUGCAGGAAGAGCUGUGGAGGGACCACCGGGCAGGUCCGGAUGCAGAGCAAGCACUGUCCCCGCAGAGGACAGGCUCCGUUGGUCAGAAGGACAGCGUCACCUAGCUGAGCCUCCUGCCUCUCCCACACCAUCCCCACAGCUCCUGCCAGGGCGAGGAGGAGGUGCUGACCAUGG